This is a messenger RNA of Aspergillus niger, 246 nucleotides long. RefSeq lists its product as uncharacterized. NCBI's taxonomy places the organism in Eukaryota, Fungi, Ascomycota, Eurotiomycetes, Eurotiales, Aspergillaceae. The annotation marks the transcript as partial. The transcript has 3 exons. The record is from RefSeq and is a predicted model, not a curated record.
AUGUCGCAGGUUCCAGACACCUGUGUCUGUGGGGGACUGACAGGAACAGUCACCUCACCAACUACCACAGUGCUGCUGCCGUCAAUUCCCUGGAAAGUGCAGAAUCCGCCUCCGACUGAGGAAAUCUUGGAACCGUCGGCACCCCAGAAGGUGAUGGCGACUUCGAAGGCUGAGUUAUCGGUGGGAGCAGCGCUGGCCAGAGCAGCAAAGGCUUCUUGUCAAUGUGGUGAUGAGAAGAUGAUGCUG